GAACUCGUCACUUUCACAUCCAACCAAGGGAGCCAAGCCAGAGUUGAAUGUUGGCCUACAGCUUCCGUAAUCUCUCUGUUCAAGGAUAACUCAACGUCUGCUUAUACGUAACCCUCCUGCACCCAGCAAGGCAUUAUCAGGAAGGAAACCUACCAUGACAGAGCCUCCUUGACCGCAACACCAACAUUGACAGCAACAUAGCAUUGCCAGGUUUCGACUAAGAUACACAAAGACGAUCAGAAAUACCUUUGGCGCAGCUUAUGGCUGAUAUUUCCGAUUCCGUUGACCCGACAAUGCCAGUCCCGGAAUCGACGGUGCCCUCAAAGGACGCUAAUGCUGAGUCUUCAACCUUGACCCAUGAGACGGCCAGUGGGGAGCAUGAGGAUAUGCCGCCUUUGGAGGGGGAAACCGUUGGUCCCCAGCCGGUAUCCUUACCGAAAUCGCCAGCGGCGAUUGCCCAUGCCCUCGGUGGUGGUGACGUCGUCCUUAUCCUCGAUCUCCCAGAGGUAUUCACCAUCGGUUACGACUGCGUCUCAUUCACAGCUAAACACUUUGGGGGUGUCAAAGACAUCCCGCCUGGGGCGCACUUGGUAUGGGUGGCUCAUCCCAACGGAACCUCAGUGCGAUGCGGUGCUUGGAUAACGAGCUCUACGCAACACAAGGUCCAUGUCUUACAGUGGGACAAAUACAACGAGAUCCUUACUGUGCCGAGCAGCGCGGAGGCGCGAAUACAAGCGAACAGUCUGGCAAAUAUUCAUUCCAAAUUGAUACCCUACGGUGAUCCAGCAUCAGUCAAUGAUCAACAACAAGGCACGCAUAUCCAAGGCGCAGCCCAUGACGACAACGAGGUCAUAUGGAAUAGGCUCACCAGUUGUAUCUCGGAGACAUUGCUCAACCGACUCACCGGGCAACAUAAUGGCGAUUGGUUCGUAAGCACCGUCGACAAAGUCAGAGGCGUUGCUCUGAUACCUGCAGAGAUCGAGCUUGAGAAUCGCAUCUCGAGCUCACUUCAAGGCCGCGACCUGAACUUCAUAUUCUCACAAACAGCCAAGACGUAUUCGGCUGCUGGUGUCGGCUCCUUGCGCACUCAGGAGGCUACUGAUGCGUCGCAUCAUAUCAUCUCUACGUUGGCGGAUCCCGAAAAGGCGCUGAGCGAAGACGACUUUAUUGGCGAGUUCCAAUUCGCAUACAUUGUUGGAACACACAUGGGCAAUGACGCCUGCCUGCAGCAAUGGUGGUAUAUGCUGCUCAAAUUGAUUUUGCGCUCCUAUUCUCUCAUCGCUGAUCGACCGGCUCUCGUGGAAGCAUUGCUGCGCAGCUCCGCUGCACAAAUCAACCACAGCCUGAAGCAUCUCGAGACAUCUGUUUUCGACUACAGCGAGCGGCAGUCGCGGGACCUACGUCUGGCAUUGACCAUCUACAAACGCCGACUUCAGGAGGAUGGACUAGGCACGCCCUCUGUCAACCUUGCGCUCUCGCAGAUAGAAGCAGCCGUCGUUCAGUCACCGCUAGGUUGGGACAUCAACAAGGACAGCUACAUCCGUCAAGGCACCUUCAUGACCGAAGAUGGCGAUAUUGUUGCCAUGGAGACGACUGAUCUGGAGGCUGAGGACGAACGCGGUGAAUUUGCCCCUGAAGUGGUGGAAUUAGAUGAGUCGGGUAGAGAGAAAGGCCUCGUAUCGUGGACAAACUAGGUACGCGAGGCGAUGCGUCGCGUGGGGCUCAAAGACAGAAGAAGAGGAUCUACAAGACACCCUAUGAUCGAUAGUUGGGAUGGUGAAGCGAGGACGAAUAGGUCCAGCAAGCAGACCGGUUCCAGUUCUGCAAGAUGCAGUGUUGCCCAUGCAACUGCCAAAGGCCUGCGUGACCAAAGAAAGUGCGAGGAAUAGGAUGCUCAGCACUGAGUGUCAAAGGCAUUGGAUUUG
This is a messenger RNA of Emericellopsis atlantica, 1925 nucleotides long. Its product is annotated as AAR2 protein-domain-containing protein. Bases 261 to 1694 code for a protein of 477 amino acids. Gene Ontology annotation, biological process: spliceosomal tri-snRNP complex assembly. The record is from RefSeq and is a predicted model, not a curated record. NCBI's taxonomy places the organism in Eukaryota, Fungi, Ascomycota, Sordariomycetes, Hypocreales, Bionectriaceae. The transcript has a single exon.